AUGACCGGGUCAGUGGCAGGCAUGAUAUUGAGGGGACCGCAUAAGAUAAAAAUGCUAAGCUCGGUCAAUCUGAAUUUUCCGACCACCAACAACUCGGCGGAAUAUGAAGCCCUAAUAAGAGGGUUAAGAAUGGCAACAGUAGUCAAAGCAGAGUACAUCAAGGUUCAGAGCGACUCUAAACUGGUUGUGAACCAAAUAAGAAACACAGAAGCAGACACACUGGCAAAAGCCGGUGCAGCCAAAGAAACAAUACCAGUCGUACGAUCAUCGAUCCAAAAUUUCAAUAGCAUCAAGAAUCCCGAGAUGACAUUCCUGAUCAAUCUGCUAGAUCAAUGGAUGGAACAUAUCAUAACAUACAUAGAAAACGGGAGCCUUCCCGAGGACAAAAAAGAGGCAAGGAAAGUAAAGCGCCGAGCACCACAUUUCUCAUACCGAGAUGAUACCUUGUAUAUAAAGUCAUUUUUGUACCCAUGGUCCAGAUGUCUCACAGCCAAAGAAGGAAAAUAUGUCUUAGCCGAAAUGCAUGAAGGCAUUUGCGGAAGUCACAUCUCUCAUCUAGCACUCUGCGGAAAAGCGGUACUACAAGGUUACUACUGGCCGACACUGGCACAAGACGCAGCAAGCUUAGUGCAAAAAUGCGAGAAAUGUCAAUAUCAUCAAAAUGUACAUCAUAAACCCACAAUCGAGCAAAAUCCAAUAGUAAGUCCAUGGCCAUUCAGCAUAUGGGGUAUAGACAUCAUCGGCCCUUUCCCGACAGCAAGUGGGCAAAGAAAGUUCCUGAUUGUGGAUGUCGACCAUUUUUUUCAAGGAAUCGAUCUAAGGUUCACGUUGGUCACCCACCCCCAGACCAACGGAAUGACCGAGGUCACCAACAGAACCAUUGUUAACGGAACCACGCCGAAAGGCGGCACAGAAAGAACUCCGUACAGCUUAACCUACGGAUGUAAAACAAUGGUACCUGUAGGGAUAGGCAUGCCAACUAUCCAAGUACAAUACUUCGAUGAGCAACAAAAUGAAGAGAACACCAGAGUUUGCCUUGAUUUAUUAGAAGAACGAAGAGAGCAAGCAUUAAUGCACAUUGAAGCAUACAAGCAAAGAAUGGGUACAUAUCAUAACAAAAGGGUUAAACCUCUAACAUUUGAGGUAGGAGAUCUAGUACUACGAAGAGCCGACAUAGCAAGAGGUAACGCAUGA
Molecule: messenger RNA, 1194 nt
Organism: Mercurialis annua (annual mercury)
Lineage: Eukaryota; Viridiplantae; Streptophyta; Magnoliopsida; Malpighiales; Euphorbiaceae
Exons: 4
Coding region: 1-1194 (397 amino acids)
Molecular function (GO): RNA-DNA hybrid ribonuclease activity; nucleic acid binding
Source: RefSeq, a predicted model, not a curated record